UUUUGAUAUUUGUUGAUAUUUAAGGUGAAGUUGAGAAGCAUUUUGGUGACGAGAUGAACGCACGUCCGGUGCUCCUUCCAGGGCGGCCGCCACCAUCGACCCUCGACGCUCUCGUCUUCCCUCGCGCAUCCACCGCAAUCCUUCUCCGCUGCCAUGGUGAACAUUCCCAAGACCCGAAAUACCUUCUGCUGGAAAUGCAAGAAGCAUCAACCACAUAAAGUUUCCCAGUACAAGAAGUCCAAGGAGCGUGCAUUUGCCCAAGGUCGCCGACGUUACGACAGGAAACAGUCUGGAUAUGGUGGCCAGUCCAAGCCUAUUUUCAGGAAGAAGGCCAAAACUACCAAGAAGAUUGUGCUAAAGAUGGAAUGCAACAAGUGCAGAAUCAAGAGCCAGAUUCCUCUUAAGAGAUGCAAGCACUUCGAACUGGGUGGAGACAAGAAGAGAAAGGGAAUGAUGAUCCAGUUCUAAGCCGUCAUUCAGAAUAAAAAAAAAAAAAAAUCCA
Messenger RNA from Cherax quadricarinatus, 502 nucleotides. RefSeq names its product ribosomal protein L36A (gene RpL36A). Gene Ontology annotation, cellular component: ribosome; cytosolic large ribosomal subunit. Lineage: Eukaryota; Metazoa; Arthropoda; Malacostraca; Decapoda; Parastacidae. Gene Ontology annotation, molecular function: structural constituent of ribosome. Gene Ontology annotation, biological process: translation. The record is from RefSeq and is a predicted model, not a curated record.